AUGCUUAAAAAGAGACUGGAGGGCUCUCACGGGAAGAGGGCGGAAGAACUACACGGAGUCCUUUGGGCCUACCGGACCACUCCCAAAACAGCGACAGGAGAAACUCCUUACUCGCUGGUCUAUGGCUCUGAGGCCAUAAUACCCACGGAAAUGCACGUGAGAACAACGGUCUCAGGGUCUACCUCUCAGGAGGAGAACAACGAGCUGAUGGCGCUGAGCCUCGACCUUCUCGCCGAAAAAGGAGAGGCCGCUUGGCUAAGAAACUGGUCCAACCAGCAAGACUUCACGUACAACAAGAAAGUCAGAACCAUGACCUUCCAGCAAGGGGAUUGGGUUCUACGACGAGCAGAAAAAACAACGGGGAAACUCACCCCCGGGUGGGAAGGACCCUAUAACGUCAUCGAGGUGCGGAGAGCAGGUGCCUACAGGCUGCAAGAUGGCAAAGGGAGCAAUCAAAAUCCUGCUUCUCAAGACGUGGAAAGCAGCGAAGCCUGGCACUUGGGUCAUAACACCCACACCAGCACCCUCCAAAAUCUGCCAAUGACUUCCUGCAGAAGUAGAAUACAGCAUAGGAACUCGAUAGUGGCCAGCUUCCAAGCGGCAAAAUGCGAAAUCCAAACAGGUACCGGUAGUAGCCGAUGGCGGAGUAUGGUCCCUGUGAAAAACUAA
Brassica napus (rape) is the source of this 669-nucleotide messenger RNA. RefSeq lists its product as uncharacterized. Gene Ontology annotation, molecular function: nucleic acid binding. The coding region runs from base 1 to 669 and encodes 222 amino acids. The record is from RefSeq and is a predicted model, not a curated record. NCBI's taxonomy places the organism in Eukaryota, Viridiplantae, Streptophyta, Magnoliopsida, Brassicales, Brassicaceae. The transcript is spliced from 2 exons.